Molecule: messenger RNA, 2603 nt
Organism: Saccoglossus kowalevskii
Lineage: Eukaryota; Metazoa; Hemichordata; Enteropneusta; Harrimaniidae
Gene: fadd
Product: Fas-associated via death domain
Biological process (GO): extrinsic apoptotic signaling pathway; regulation of apoptotic process; positive regulation of innate immune response
Cellular component (GO): CD95 death-inducing signaling complex
Molecular function (GO): caspase binding; death receptor binding
Source: RefSeq, marked validated
AUUUCGGGAAUUGGGGAAUUUUGUUUUUGUUCACUACAUCACUGUUAAAUUCUACGUGUUUAUACCAAUGUGGAAAUAGUUCGGUGAGAUAUAUUACGUCACCUCGAUGAAGUGAACUUUGUGGCUGAUUUUGUUUUUACAUACAGUGGUUAUAUUUCAACAACCAAACUAUGUCCACAAACCGACCUCGAGCGGACUUGGAUACGGACGCCCAAAGAGUCGACCCAAGAGAGCCAGCAUUCCGUAAAACGCUAAUGAGAGUGGCAAUGAAACUGAAAGAGCCUGAAGUGGAAAAUAUCAAAUAUAUGUGCCCGUUCAUUCCGAGGAGUCGAAGGGAAGAAAUCAAAUCCGCGAUACAACUGUUUGAAGAGCUGGAAUAUCAGGACUACCUUAGUGUCGACAAUACUAAAGACCUCAAGGACUUCGUCAAAGAAAUCAGCCGCCCCGAUUUAAUACGAAUUUUGGAAGAGUACGAAACAACUUGGAAUACACCCAAAGAAACCAAUGCUUCCAACAAUUCUAGUCACUGUAUUAAGAAAGGUCCUAUAACCCAGGAAACUGGUGAAGAUUUGGAUGAAAUAUUUUAUUUUCUGCAUGAUAAUCUUGGACGUGAUUGGCGACAAUUGGCACGUAGACUUUAUCUUCAGGAGACUGAUAUAGAUGCAAUUGCGCAUGAUCAUAUGCGUGACUUAAAGGAGCAGUCCCUUCAAGCUUUGAAGAAAUGGAAAAUUAAUUGUGGUAACCAAGCAACCAAGAAAGCUCUCAUUGAUGCACUCAGAAGGUGUAGAUUAAACUACAUUGCUGAUCAAGUGGAAGGAAUGAAAUAGAUCCUAUUGUGGCGUUUUCUUUGUUGAAAGACGUCGAUGUAAUUUAUGUAAGAUAUCAAUUGUGUUUAUAAAUCCAUGGAAUAACACUUUAAUCACUGGAAUGUGUCAAAAACAACAAUUUUUUUCAAAUGAAAAAUGAGUAUCUUUUGCUUAUACAUGAACGUCCUGGUAAAUCUAAACAUGGAAAACAUUGAUUGUAAUAAAACAAUUCUGUGCGUUUUACAGGGAUACCUCGAUUUCAAUACAACAGGACAUUCCAUGUCUUGUACAUUACUUCUUGCCUGAGGUUAAUGUAGUCUGUCUGGUAUAUGCCAUAUUUUGUUAUACAAGAUAGUUAAGAAUGUACCUGUCAUGUUGGUGCAUAUCAGAUACUUGUUCUACAAUCAAUAUGUGUAGAGCUUUGAAUCGUCACCGUGACACGUUUAGUACAAUACAAUGUAAAGUACACAAAAUGCUACUCUUUAUCUAACAUUGACAACUUACUUACUUUAUCUUUUUGGUUAUUACUAUUUUACAUACAAACUUUAUUUUUUUUUUUUUAGCUCAGCUAGUUGGUAUUCAUUCUAUGAAGUGGAAUGAUAUAGAAUUUAAUGAUAAAAACUGAACUAGUUACAUUUUUCAUAUAACUAUCAGUGUGAUCUAUGUUUUUUUCCUCAUAAGGCCAGACUUUUAUUAUCGCUUGUUUCGCGAACCCGCCCAAUGAACAGGAGCCGAAAAUGAAAUAAAAAUCAAAUUUUAUUUCAGCGUAAUUUCUCGUGCCCGCCAACUUGCAAGUGCAAAAAAUUGCUAAAAAAAUAUUAUUUUUGACUCCCAUUUUGAUUGUCAUGAUCAAAGUCUCGCGCAGAUGAAACAAAGUUACACAUAGAAUAAAAUUUUAUUUCUGUCAUUUCUUCUCUCCGAUCAAUGAUCUCACUUACAAUACUUUGAGAAUCACACAUAUCUAUUGAAAAAAAAAAAAAAUUCCCCCCCCCCUCAAAAAAAUUGCCUUAUAAAAACUCAAGAAACAAGGAAUAAAUAGUCUGGCCUAACAAGGAUUUAUAAUAUAAGGGCAUGUGAAGUCACACAAAUUACAAGAUGAUCACAAAAUGACACUAACAUGUAUUCCAGAAAUACAAAUGUAAAUGAGUGUGAAAGAAAUGGUUAGUUUUCAUUUAAUAAUGGGCCAUUUCUUAUAGCAUCCAUGUCAACAUCGUCGCUCACUGCUUCCGUUUACAUAAUACUACCCAUGCAUUCUGUGAUGCCACUGCUGCACUGAACAGAAUUGGAUCUUCAUUGCAUGUUACAUACCCUUAUUUUAUAAAUUUUAAAAACUCAAACGUUUUUGUGUAUGCUUUGUAUGAACCUAAAAUUUCUUAUAUACUGAAUCAUGAUAAUAGGAACACAUUGCAUUGGUAAUGUUUUUUUGCAGGCGAUUUGUGGAACAGUAUCGUUCUAACGGUUUGAACUUCCCAUAUAUAUUUCACUGUUUUGCCUCAUCUGAUCAAAUUGCAAUGUCAACUAUUAAUUUUGUUAUUUCUAAAAAACUUUAAAUAUUCCUGUGUAGAGUUAAUGGCCGUUGAUUUUAUUUUCAUGCAGCCUUUGUUGAACAGAUUUCAACAAACAAAAUAUUAAUUUUUGAAUGAGCAGACCUUUAAAAGUCUUAUUUUGUGUAUAGUUCCUUCAUGCUGAUCUUCAACAGAUUUGAGUUUUACCUUCGUGUCCAGCUUAUUUAUAGCGUAAAUAGAAUAUUCACCACUAUAUUAAAUAUUACUGGUGAAAUAUAAUUGAAACCACGUC